AUUCCAUGAUUUGCAAAUUCAUUUGGCAAACCUUGAAGUAGUCGUUAGUUCGUUACCCGUUAAGCAGCAGCUUCGUAAAUCAACUGGAAGGCCUUUUCCACACUAGUUAUCAAUUCUGACACCGAAUUUGCUAAUUUUACAGAAAUCAAAAUCAAAUUCAAAAUCAAUUUGGGAUUUCUAAGUAUUUUUCUGGGGUUUAUUUUGAUCGUACCGAUUGAAAUCAGAGCGAAAGAGAGGAAGUUUGUUCAGAUUUGUAAUGGGGUUCCUUGUUACAUCCCUAAUAUUCUUGGUGAUCGGAGUUAUUGCUUCUCUUUGUACCAGAAUUUGCUUCAAUCGUGGCCCUUCUACCAAUCUGUUCCACCUAACAUUGGUUAUUACAGCAACAGUUUGCUGCUGGAUGAUGUGGGCUAUUGUAUAUCUUGCGCAGAUGAAGCCCCUCACCAACCCUAUACUUAAUGAAGCAGAGUGAGUUGGGUUUGUAGGUGAAAUUUAGAAAGAGUGCUACUCUAGAUACCAUAUGUUACCAGUUUGCAGAUUUUCAGAGGAACUCAUUAAGAGCGGUGCUCGCAACAAUUUCUCAUGUGGAUUUGUAUGUAAUCCUAUUAUUGCAGAGAAUAAAAAUAUUCCUUCUUUUUUGGCUUUGAUAUCCCCUUGUACUUUUAAGCACCAAUCUACUUGCUUGAGUUGGUUUUGUGGAUGAAAUAAAAUCGAUUGGUGGAUCACAAAUAUAGGCAUGAAAAAAAUUUGAUGUGCCAAGUUAGUUGGUGUUUGGGCGCAUUGAUUUAGCCAAUUUUAGUUAUUUUUGUUGAGCUCCUUUAAUUUAAAACCCAAUAGGGUUUAUUUAUACGUAUCAUUUGAUCAAUUCCUAUUAAAAAAAUUAAAACUGAACUUGUCUCCCUUUCUAAUUUUAUACAACUAUAUUACUUUCUUAUCAACUGAUAAGGUAAGUUUUGCAAUUUCGGAAGUUUUAUUCUCUUUGCAAUGGGUUUGUUUGGUUGGGUUGGUACUCAGAGCUACUAAAUCAGACAAAAGUUCUGGAGCAGCAGAAGGGGAAUGGAAUAAAGUGGACAUUGGUGAGAGACUUUGAUCAACUGAAGGAAUUCAGCAGAAACCCUUAUGAUCAGUAUGAAGUCAAAUGCAUUGUAGAGAAGAGCCCGUUUCUCUGGCAUGAUCAUUUGCGUGUCAAGGACUAAGCUAAGGUUUAUGAGGGCUAAACUUUAGUUGAUGAAUUAUCAAACAAGCUGAUCGAGUUGUUUUUAACAUUAGAUUAGAUCUGUAGGGGGAGAAGCCAUAGGUGAGCAAUUGGCACCUGAGCUGGGUCAGGGUGCUAGUGGGGUCAGAUCCAAGUUGCAGCCUAUGCCUUAUAUGGCUGUUCAUAUGAAGAUAGAGAAAGAAUGGAUGAUUCAUUGUAAGAAGCUAGAGUAAAGAUCUAACAUCAAUUAAAUUUGUAGCAGCAAGGAAGAAAUUAGAGAACGAGUAGGGUACAUUAUGAAGCUGAGCACACCAGCAAUUUUUUACUUAGUUGUUGCAGAUAGUCUGUUGGAAGACAAGCUUCCUUUCCAGAAAAAGAAGCUAGGUGUUAGGUCAUAUUUAUGACAAAUAACCUUAUCUUAUCAAGUCAGCCAUUGACUAUGAAGUGUUCUUAGAGCAGAUGUAUUUGUGGGAAACUGGGAAUAGCUUUUCUACUUUCUCUAGUCUCGUAGGCUCAUAUCACUUGAGAGGACACAAAAGAUGAUCUGCUAAGGAGUUUCAAUUUCUUGUAACAGCAGCAUAAGGUGGCCUUCAUAUGCCUACAAUAUAAUGGGAAUUUGGUGGUCCAUGAAAGUGGCUGAUGACCCAAUCAUCCAAUUCGCUCCAACAGACAGGCAUGGAUAAAGAUUGGUCCUCUCUCAGACUUCUGCUGUCAUGAUAAGCGUAGAAGAGGACCUUUCAGAAGGACGCUCGCUGACCAAUGUGUCAGACACAAGCCUUCAAUCUAUUAGCUAUGGUUCCAAUCAUGUCACAUGUCCAUCUUUCCUUGCUGUUCUUGAGCAUAUUCUGUGCAUAACAUUCUUGAUAUACUGAUUGCUGGUAUGAUUUGAAAUCUUAAUAUUCAUAAUUUGAUUGAAAAUGAGAGCAGAUAGCUUGGGGCAUAACAUACUAUUUUCUACCUGAGCUUUCUUUUGGGAUAUGCUCUGCCAGCAUCUUGGUAUAUUGAUGAAGUCACCAAAGGAAUGCUGUUCCCAGCAUCAGGGAAUUUUCAGGUUUUAUUGUUGGGAUUAGAUAUUUAUUUAUUGCAUUUCCAUUCUUUGAUGCUGUUUUUUAUUGGAAGGUGUACAUAAAACAGUAGUAUUUGAAAUAUUACCUUUUUAUAUCCAGGGUUAAAUAUUAUUGUCUUGCUUUUCCACUUUUUAACUCUGUUUUUUUUUUUUUUUUAUUGAAAGAUGUACCUAGAACCUGAAAAAUCACCUUUGUAUAUCUUGUAUAUCUUGAUAUUGGCAUUCUGCAAUGGCAUUAUAAUGGAAAAGCUUUGCUACCCUUCAUUGAAAUGUUGAUGCACUUUUAUUCUUUUAGAGCUUGAAAACUGAACUUAAUUGUCUCCUUGUUAAAAGCUGUUGACUGUAGACUUGAAACUAUUCAGGUUGGUACACAUUGAUUCUUUUGUCAUCUCAUUUGAUUUCUGAUUGUGCUUAUUAAUUGUUUUUCAUUCUUUCUUUCCCCUCUCUGAGCAUGAUUUUCUAUGCUGGUUGGAAUGAGCCCUUUGCUUACUGCUUUAAAGUAGAGAUUUUUCUGUGAAGUUUCUAAUUAUAUGCUGUUUUGCUAUGUUCAGGCAUGUCAUCCAUUGGUUUGGAACUGUAAUUUUUAUAGCAUGGGCUAUUUGGAUAUGAUCUGAAGAUAGAUUCAUGGUUUCUAUACCACACAGAUAAUGCCGGCUUCAUCUGUUUUCUGUUUAUUUCCCAUUUUAUUUAUACACAGAGUCAUAGCCUUACAAAAUUAUGAGAUUGGGGUACAUUGAAUUUGAAUUUCAGACUCCAUGUUGUAUGCAUCCUAAUUUUUCUGCUUGAGCUCCCCAUUUUCUGUCCGCAAUCAGUGUAUACAUGGUUAUAUUCGUUUGUAAACUUGUUAUGGCGCAAAAGAGCAAGGAUCAUGUUCUUAAAAACUUUUGAACUCCAUGUAUGUUGUGAAAAUAUAUGGAAGUGGCCUCUGUUGCAUUAGAAGCAGAAGAAUUCAUGCUUCAGAAAGAUAGAGUUCACUAAUCACUACCAUAGUCUGAGAAUUCGCUAUGGAGACCCACUAAAGAAGAUAAGAAAUCAAUGGGAAGACCAUUUAAGAUUUCUGCAGCGCUUUGGUGAACUGAAAUUUAUCUGUACAUUCUAUUGCACCUUUUCAAGCUUUCAGAACUGCGCAUUGUUUCAAUCACUCCACUCCAACUGAUUUUGAAUAGAGUUUACUAGGCCAAAGCUGUGUUAAUCCUGGAUAGUACCAACCGGUGUAAUAAUUACUUAAAGUGUUCCCUUGGUAUGGUGUCUGGGUUAUGUGGAGCCUUAUUCCAUUCAGAUAAGUUUUGUUUCACUUCUUUCUUUUUUUAUCCACCUAGAUUGAACAUACUUAGUAUAUUCUGUAGUACAUAUAAUUUAUAUGAACUUGUACUGUAGUUGCAUUAUUGAUAGAAAUAGUUAAAGGAUAAUCAGUCUACCUUGGAAAACAUUGGUCUCAUUAAGAAUAUAAUUUCUUUCCUUCCAAACGUCAUGAACAUAUGGCUAGAAAUGUUGAUCUACAAUUUGCUGGAUU
Messenger RNA from Chenopodium quinoa (quinoa), 3771 nucleotides. RefSeq names its product V-type proton ATPase subunit e2-like. The coding region runs from base 257 to 469 and encodes 70 amino acids. Gene Ontology annotation, cellular component: proton-transporting V-type ATPase, V0 domain. The transcript is spliced from 4 exons. The record is from RefSeq and is a predicted model, not a curated record. Gene Ontology annotation, molecular function: proton-transporting ATPase activity, rotational mechanism. Gene Ontology annotation, biological process: proton transmembrane transport. NCBI's taxonomy places the organism in Eukaryota, Viridiplantae, Streptophyta, Magnoliopsida, Caryophyllales, Amaranthaceae.